Messenger RNA from [Candida] anglica, 2175 nucleotides. The record is from the annotation of a GenBank genome assembly. Lineage: Eukaryota; Fungi; Ascomycota; Pichiomycetes; Serinales; Debaryomycetaceae.
AUUCUUGUAUCCGCCGUUGGUUGCCCCGCAAAAUCUAAAAUGUCGUUUAUUUGUCGAUGUCGUGCCGCCCACCGCCUCCUCGCUCCCCUGUCUUUCUUUCACACCAUGAACGUUCUACUCUCCAGCCAGGAAACUGGCGGAAUCAGAGUGGUUCGGAUAACUCCGGCGUUGAGGAUCCUCCCACGAACCGAAUUGUGUCGUGAGGGAAAGUCAAACUAUAUCCAGAAAAUCGUCUCCUUCUCCUACGGUGGCAAGGGCUACCUUGCCUUGGCCCGUAGAAGCGGCUUGGUCCAGUUGUACGAGAGAGAACAGGCGCCGGCGACGACGCCCCCCCGCGACGUGAACGUGACCGCCAACGUGACCGCGACCGCGACCGCCACGGCAACCUCCUACAAACUCUACAAGGAGUGGAAACACUCGAACCACAGUCAUGUGGACCCCAUAGUGGCGAUGGGGUUUGUUUGUCAACGAUAUCUCUACAGUUGUUCGGGAGAGGGGAAGCUUAUAUUCCGAGAUCUAGUCAAUGACGACGAUGAUGACAGUUAUAUGGUGCUACAAGUGCAGGCGCCCGUCAGUUGUGUGGACGUUAAGCGCGGCAGAGACCAUGACCCCUUGCUGGUGGUGUGUGCAGGAAAGGGCAACGGGGUUAAGGUGUAUCGUGUCAAGUUGAGAGGAGGAGGAGGAGGAGGAGUAGGGAGACAUGUAGGUGAAGGCAGGAGUGAAGGGCAGGGACAAGAUUGUGUAGAGGAUGACGACGACAAUGCUACAGAAGGGGGAGAGGGCCCUGGAAAUGAAACGAUGUCCGUGCCAGCGACAGCGACAGCGCCAGCACCACUUGCCUUUGCCUUUGCAGCCCCAGGGUCCUCGUUCCCCACGAUCAACCCGUUUAGUAUAUUUGUUUACCCGGCCAUGGCCACUUCAUCCCUGGGUUCCCGAUCGCUUGGCUACCAGAAACAGCCACAUUUAUCGCCAUCAUGGAGUUCCCAGACCGCGGGACGUGAGCCCAGCCACUCGCAUGCUGCCACCUCCGCCUCCGCCACCGACGCCACCGCCACCGACGCCACCGCCACCGACGCCACCGCCGCCGCCUCCAGCCAGAAAAGCAACUGGAUCGUCUCGGUGUGCUUUGUCCAAGUCAACGACCAUCACCACCACCAACACUCUUUGCUUCUCUGUGGCACACAAUUUGGCUGCCUUUUGGCGUACGCGCCUGCAGACCCGCGCCCGGUGCGCGCGGUCCAACUUUCCCAAUUCGGCAUCGUCAAGUUGCAGCCAUUUGAGCACCAGGGUUGCAACUACGUCUUGUUCACCGAUUGCAUGAGCAAGGUGGGCGUUCUCAACGUGUGGACGUUCGAGGUGGUGAAUCUCUGGCACGACAUUGCCAUGGGUGGGAUCCUGGCGGGCGUCUUCAUCGUUGACAUGCUGCUGGCGGGCUCGGGCGCUGGCCGCGGUGGUGGUGCACGACGCUCCGCUGGGCCCCUGCCCGGGGAGGGCCACUGCGUGGGGCCUGGCUCCUCUGCGAGGAGUGUUUCCGGGGAGAGCAUUCCUCGUCAGAGGAAGAAGGCCUCCACGGCCAGUGGCCCACGGAGUGCCAGCGGAGCGGCUUGCAGACCCCGUAGGGAAGAGAGUUCCCACGGCCCUACCGCGGCUUCACGACGCUCCGCUGGGCCCCUGCCCGGGGAGGGCCACUGCGUGGGGCUUGGCUCCUCUACGAGGAGCUUUUACGCCGCGUGUAGUCUUCGACAGAAAAGCAGGACUACGGUACUCAGCGGCUCCCUGACGCGAAGGAACGAGGGUAUUCCAGCGGGCUGCUGCUCGGUACAGGAUGGACCGCCUGGUGUAGAUGUCUCUGAGCCAGGGAGGAAGAUCAAUCGGCUCUCGGGAUCGACGACGUACAACCCGAUCUACUUUAUAACGUCAUCGAUGGAAGGUCAGACGUUGGCGGUGUACAAGCUUUACAACGACAACCACAAGGAGAUGAUCGGCGAGUUGCCGGUAGGGUCGUUGGUCCCCAGUCUCUGUGUGACUGGUGGGGAGAACGGGUACUUGUACAGGACGUUGAGCGGCGGUGGUGGUGCACUCACGGGCGCCGGUGAAGUUGGCAGCUACAGCGUACAGAAGAGAAGAAACAGUGGCGGUUACCGCGAGGGACCAUGCCCACAUCUCCCCGGUUGA